Rhododendron vialii is the source of this 1913-nucleotide messenger RNA. RefSeq names its product B3 domain-containing protein Os01g0234100-like. Gene Ontology annotation, molecular function: DNA binding. Bases 412 to 1608 code for a protein of 398 amino acids. The transcript is spliced from 6 exons. Lineage: Eukaryota; Viridiplantae; Streptophyta; Magnoliopsida; Ericales; Ericaceae. The record is from RefSeq and is a predicted model, not a curated record.
UUCUUUUGUUGUUUCAAAACAGAUUUCAGUAGCUGCAAUUAUGUCUUGACUGGUCUUGUGGCUAGUUAUCAAUAGCCUCAUGGAUUCUCUUUGGACCUAAGCAAUCUUUUAUUUUAGUGCUUUGCAUGACACAAUUAUGACUGAAAAUAUAGAGGAUGUAAAAUAAGAAGUGGACCUGAAUGCUGCUGCCCUCUUAUCAAUCUUACAAAUGAACGAAUUGCACAUCAUCUGGUUAUGGUACCCAUGGCAUCCCAAUCAACAGGAUAUGGGCAGGGAGGACUAGAGACGGACGUACCUUUGGCAAUAUAUGCACAAAGUGUCUGCUCUUUGAAAAAGUUGAACUACUGAAAUAGUGGCACCCAAUACCUCCAACAAAUUGAGGAAUUCAAGGGAAGAUUUUACCUUAGAACCAUGGCCCCAAGUCAAAGCCGAAAGGCAUUUGAGAGGAUAGUUUCUGAUAAUCCUAGCAAAAGUGAAAGUUCCAAAAGGGGGAGAGAUAUAGUGGACAACUCCUUUGAUAAUUUCGAUGAUCAGACUCGAGUCAUGGCGAUAGCAGCAGCAGAGAUUCAAGCUAGUUUGGCUCCAGAAUUUCCUAGCUUCUGGAAGUUAAUGAAGCCCUCUCAUGUUACCAAAGGAUUUUGGCUGGGUCUUCCUUCGGAAUUUUGUCAAUUAUACUUGCCAAGGUGUGAUGCAGCAGCGGUUUUAGAGGAUGAAAGUGGGUAUGAAUACAAUACAAAUUACCGCAAGGAGAAAGCGCUUAGUGGUGGAUGGAGAGGGUUCUCCAUUGCCAAAAAAUUGGUUGACGGUGAUGCUGUAGUUUUCCAUCUUGUUAGCCAACACAACCCUAUCAAAUUCAAGGUGUACAUACUGAGAGCAAAGGAUUUUGAGGUAGCCGAUGCCCUAAGCCUUCCAAAUUCUGGUUCUCGUGCAAAAGAAACAGGUUUUGGAGCUUAUGCAGAGAAGAACAAUGAAACAUGUGAGAAGGAAGAAAAAAAGCGCCCAAGGCUUGAACUAGAUGAUGAAUCACAUUCUGAUUGGAGCAAUAUUCACUCCUCAGACACAACAGAAGGUUCCAAAUUUUUCAGAUCUGUUCCAAGUAUCGAGGACUUCAACAUUGUUGUGAAUGGUAUAACAAUUGACUCGCUUGCAACACAUGUGCGGACUAAGUACUACGAUCUCUGCUGCAACCAGAAAUCAAUCAUCCAUCAGGGCCUUUUAUAUAGUAAUAUGGCAGCCGAAAUCAUAUCAGAGACCGUUAAUAUUGUUGAUGCAAUUAGAGCUUCCCUGAUUUCCACCUCGCCAACUGACUUCGCGUUGUGGGACAAGACUUUGGAAGCCUUUGGACUGUUGGGAAUGAAUGUACGAUUUUUACGUGAUCGGUUGAGUAGACUCAUGAUUGUCUCGUCAGAAUCAACAGAGGUCUUAAAGAGGUAUGAAGAAACAAGUAUUGAGCGAGAUUUUGUGCAACGGGAGAUGAAAAGUCUCGAACUAAAGCUUUUGGAAAUGAAACAAGAUAGGAGAAGGCUUGAUGAUGAGAUGGAGGAUUUGAAGGCGAAAGCCCAGAAGAAUGAGUGUUUGUACCAGAAAGAGGCAAUUGCCCCAUGGUGAUAUCUUAUUCUGAAUUGAGCCAAAAAGACCUUCCAUCUAAGAUCUUGAGCACGAUGUUCUGACUGAUGGGAAAUGAGUAUAUUACCAGGGUAAGAUUUUUGUACUUGGGCUAGCCACUAUCCUUCUGUCAAAUUACAUGACCUUAGAGUAGUUUAAGGAGGAAGUUGUAGAGUUUCUCAAGUCAUUUAGUAUAGCAAGAUAUCUAAGAAGAAAGUGAGAGAAUGAUGCGAAAUUUUGGAUCACCAUCAUCGUAUAGAAACUAACUAGUUUAUGUAAAUAUUGGCUCUGUAAUAACGCUCUCUCUC